AGUCAUUACCACAUCUCUAUAAAAAUGAGUGAUGAUAUUUCAUUAUAUACUUUACCUAAUACUCAACCAAUAGUUCAACUGGAAUGUACAGCAGCAUUUAAUGCUUUAUCAUUGAAAGAAAAAUUAUAUGCACAUUAUCUUAGUCAAGCAGCAUGGAAUGGAGGUCUUAUAGUAUUAAUACAAACUUCACCAGAAUCACCAUUAAUUUUUGCAAUUUUACAUAAAGUUCUCCUCAGUGAACCAAUAGCAGAUUUGAAAAAAUCUGCAAUUGUAGAUGGUAUUUCAGAAGAUGAAUUUGUGUCAUUUUUAGUAUAUGUAUGUGGAGUAUUUUCCAAUGCUGGUAAUUAUAAAUCUUUUGGAGAUAGUAAAAUAAUUCCAAAUUUGUCUAAAGAUAAAUUUGAAUUGAUAAUUAAAGCUUCUAAAGCUUAUAAAGAUGAUUCUUCAAGAGUGCAAUUUCUUUGGGAUGAAGUUAAAGAUCCAUUAUAUUCAUUAGAAGAAAAAGUAAAAUCUUUAGGAUUGGGAAGUAAAGGCAUUACUACAUAUUUUUCAGAUAAUUGUACAGAAGAUGAUGCUAAACUUGUUAAUGAAUUUAUGCAGAAAAAACGUCUAGAAUCUUAUAAUGCUAGAUGUUUUAAAACUGAUGUGAAAGGUGACAGUUACAAAUGUAAAUACGAGAUAAGAUUAGCUUCUACUGAAACAAGUAAUGAUCCUAAAAUUACUCUUUCUGAAGAAGUUUUUAAAGAUGCUUCAUUUAAAAUUACUAGAGGAGAUUAUGAUUUGCUUCUUUUAUCUGUUGUGGAAAACUUAAAAAAAGCUAAAGAGCAUGCUGCUAAUGAAACCGAAGUAAAUAUGCUUAGUAAAUAUAUAGAACAUUUUGUAACUGGUUCAUUGGAGGAGCACAAAAAUGGUUCUAGAUAUUGGAUUAAAGAUAAAGGGCCUGUUAUUGAAACUUAUAUUGGCUUUAUUGAAACAUACAGAGAUCCAGCAGGUCAAAGAGGAGAAUUUGAAGGAAUUGUUGCAAUGGUAAAUCGUGAUAUGUCUAAAAAAUUCUUGACUCUUGUUAAUAGUGCAGAAAAAUUGUUGCCAAAGUUGCCAUGGGGUAAAGAUUUUGAAAAAGAUCAGUUUUUAAGACCAGAUUUUACUUCUCUUGAUGUCCUAACAUAUUCAGGAUCUGGAAUUCCUUCUGGAAUUAAUAUUCCAAACUAUGACGAAAUUAGGCAAUCUGAAGGUUUUAAAAAUGUCUCGCUUGGGAAUGUUAUUCCAGCUGCUAUGAAGCAAGAUGUUAUACCAUUUUUAUCAGAGGAAGAUCAAGUUUUACUAAAUAAACAUAGAAUUACAAGCUUUGAAGUACAAGUGGGCUUGCAUGAAUUACUUGGUCAUGGAAGUGGGAAAUUAUUAAUAAAAUUAGAAGAUGGUUCAUUUAAUUUUGAUAAGGAUAAAGUAAAAAAUCCCAUUACUGGUGAAUCGGUAGCACGGUUUUACUUACAAGGAGAGACUUAUGAUUCCGUAUUUGGGUCUCUAGGAUCUUCUUAUGAAGAAUGCAGAGCUGAAGCUGUUGGACUUUAUUUAAGCUUAGAAAAAGAUGUAAUACAAAUAUUUGGAUAUGAAGGUUCAGAUGCUGAUGAUAUUAUAUAUGUAAAUUGGUUAUCUUUAUUAUGGAAUGGCUGUGCAAGAGCUUUAGAAAUGUAUCAACCUUCCUCAAAAAAAUGGUUGCAGUCUCAUUCUCAAGCUCGUUACGUACUACUUAGAGUUUGUAUUGAGGCUGGAGACGAUUUUAUCAAAAUUGUUGAAACAGAUCCUGGUAAAGAUUUAAGAUUAACAAUGGAUAGAAAUAAAAUAAAUACAGUUGGUAAGAAAGCAAUUGCAGACUUUUUGAAAAAGUUGCAAUAUUACAAAAGUACAGCUGAUGUAAAAGCUGCUCGAGAAUUAUAUGAUAAAUACAGUGAAGUACCUGAAAAUGGUCCACAUCCAUGGGCUAAAUGGAGAGACAUUAUUUUGUCACGAAAACAGCCUCGAAAAAUAUUUGUGCAAUCAAAUACAACUGUAGAUGAAUCUGGAAAUGUUAUAUUGAAGAAUUAUGAGGCUACUUAUGAAGGAUUAAUUCAAUCAUGGAUAGAAAGAUUUCCAUCAUACAAUGUAUCUGAGAACCUUAUCAAAUUAUGGGAAAAAGAUCAAAAGUUCUUUACUCCUGUUACUCUUAAAAAUUAAAAUUUUAUUAUCAAUGAUUAUAUCCAAAUCAUAUUGAAAGA
Ceratosolen solmsi marchali is the source of this 2249-nucleotide messenger RNA. RefSeq names its product dipeptidyl peptidase 3 (gene DppIII). The transcript is spliced from 3 exons. Gene Ontology annotation, cellular component: cytoplasm. Gene Ontology annotation, molecular function: metalloexopeptidase activity; dipeptidyl-peptidase activity. Lineage: Eukaryota; Metazoa; Arthropoda; Insecta; Hymenoptera; Agaonidae. Gene Ontology annotation, biological process: proteolysis. The record is from RefSeq and is a predicted model, not a curated record. The coding region runs from base 25 to 2208 and encodes 727 amino acids.